GGACGACGGAAGCUGCUAAAUCCCACUAUAAAACCAAGCACUCGCAUGCACAAAGAGAGCACACCAACUUCUACAAUUCUUAAUUGACCAAAGAAAAUACAAUUUAGAGAGAUAAAAAAUAAAUACAAUGGCCAAGAAAUCAAUUCCAAUAAUUGACAUGCAAGAUUUCUCGAGUGUAGCUGAGAAAAUGGUGAAAGCCUGCGAAGAAUGGGGUUGCUUCCGGCUCGUUAACCACGGAGUUCCGAUCGAACUUAUGUCGGAAAUGAAGAUGGUAACGCGGUCCCUAAUGGAUCUUCCGAUGGAAAUCAAGGAGAGGAAUUCUCACCCGGAGCCCGGAAAAGGGUACACCCCACCCAACAUGGCUAGCCCGUAUUUCGAAGGCCUCAGUUUAUACGACAUGGCUUCACCUGGAGCUGUCCACGAUUUCUGCUCUCAGAUCGACGCCUCUCCUCAUCAAAGGGAGAUUUUGGACAAGUACGCUUUUGCUCUUUUUGAUCUAGCACAGAUCAUUGGAAGUAAGCUGAUGGAGGGGUUGGGGUUAGGUGGAGAGCUUUUCAAGGAAUGGCCGUGCCAGUUGAAGAUGAACAAGUACAAUUAUGCCCCUGAAACUGUCGGUUUAACCGGUGCAGUUAUGCAUACGGACCCUGGAUUUCUCACUAUUCUUCAAGACGAUGAGAUUGUGAACGGUCUUGAGGCCGUGGACGAGAUUACGGGAGAGUUGGUCUCUGUUGAUCCGAUUCCCGAAACUCUUGUUGUCAAUGUUGGAGAUGUUGCUAAGGUAUGGAGCAACGGAAGGUUUUGCAAUGUGAAGCAUCGAGUUCAAUGCUACGAGCCGAAGAUUCGAGUCUCCAUUGCCCUUUUCGUUUUGGCGCCUAAAGACGUGAAAGUGGAAGCGCCGCCGCAGUUGGUGGAUUCCGGCCACCCUCGCCGCUACUUACCUUUCGACUUCGAAGACUACAGAAAGCUACGAAGUUCCACACAAUCGCCAACUGGAGGAGCCCUCAAAUUUUUCCUCGUCGAAAGUUCGUAAAAAAAUUAAAAAUAAUAAUAAUAAUAAUAAUAAUAAAGUGGUGAACUAUUGAAUUGCAUUAUUUAUUUGACCUUUGUUUAAUGCUUAUUGUUUAUUUUAGUAACUAUUAUAUUGGCAUAAACCUAGUACUGUGUCUUUUGGUGUCGGCUUUACUGUUGUUGAAUGAAUUUAUAUUUGUCUCUUUCCGCCGUGGCUUUUUAUUAGUCCUUACAUUUAGGCCGAUGAUAUUGAUUAUUGACAUUUGACAAAGUGCCAUAUGGGAAGUUUUUUAAUACAUUCAUUUUAUUAAAUUAUCCCUAUGAGUAUGUAUUAUUGAUUGGUGUUAAUUUUUUUCAUAGUUUAUUACAAAAUUCGGUCCACACGAUAUUUGUAUUAUUCUCCGCCUGCUUAUGCAAUGAUUUUGUAGUAUUUUAUUUA
Messenger RNA from Erythranthe guttata (spotted monkey flower), 1447 nucleotides. RefSeq names its product 2-oxoglutarate-dependent dioxygenase DAO. Lineage: Eukaryota; Viridiplantae; Streptophyta; Magnoliopsida; Lamiales; Phrymaceae. The record is from RefSeq and is a predicted model, not a curated record.